This is a messenger RNA of Phascolarctos cinereus (koala), 390 nucleotides long. NCBI's taxonomy places the organism in Eukaryota, Metazoa, Chordata, Mammalia, Diprotodontia, Phascolarctidae. The record is from RefSeq and is a predicted model, not a curated record.
AUGCCUGAGAAGGAUGAUGCCUCCAUGGUGGAGAUGACCGAGGAAGCCAUGGAGCCCGCCGAGGUGGACAUCACGAGGCUGUGCCAAGACAUGUUCUCCAAAAUGGUCACAUGCCUGACAGGCAAGCUGACAGCCACCAGUGAAGACUGUAAACUUCUAGAAAAUAGGGACAAACUGACUAGCCUGAAGUAUCUAGAAAUGAAAGAUAGUGCAGUAAACAUAAGCAGAAACUUAAAGACCUUAAACCAGAAAUCUGCAGCACUUGGGCCUUAUCUGGAUCAGAUCACUUCAACUGAGAAGCAAGUAGCAGCUUUGGAGCAGGCAGCAUAUAAGUUGGAUGCAUAUUCAAAGAAACUAGAAGCAAAGUACAAGAAGUUAGAAGGGCAAUGA